AUGGCAGCUCACUUGUCCAGACGCGUCUUCCUUUUUGUUUUACUUUAUGUCAUACUGCAAGGAAAAUGCGAAACGAGAAAAUCGUACACUGCUGCUGUGUAUGAGCACGCGGUGUUCUCACUACCGCCUUCUGAGAUCAAGAAUAAGUCGGUUGCUCUCUCCGUUAUGAAACAGAACCUUGAAGUUUUUGAAAAAGCAACGGCAGAGGCAAGGAAAAUGGGCGCUGAAAUCAUAGUGUUCCCCGAGGAUGGGUUAUACGGCUUCGAAUUCACUCGCGAAAUAUUCCAGUACUUCACUGAGGACAUCCCUGACCCUCAGACCCAACCAGAUUGGAACCCAUGUAAAAAGUACCCCGAGUCAGCAAACAGCCCAGUGCAAUAUUGGCUCAGCUGUAUGGCACUGAACAAUAGCAUAUACAUUGUUGCCAAUGUCGGUGACGUGAAGUACUGUAACCUUAAGUCAGACAAAUUGUGCCCGGCUGAUGGACGCUACCAAUACAACACGAACGUAGUGUACGAUCCAGAAGGCAAAUUGGUUGCAAGAUACCAUAAGCAAAACCUGUUCAUGACUGAAAAACUCAAUUACAACCAGCCUCAUCAAUGUGAAUACGCCACGUUCACCACACCCUUUGGCAAAUUCGGUACUUUCACUUGUUUCGAUGUUCUUUUCCGCGAGCCACCAAUCUCCCUGGUAGAGAACUUUGGCGUGGACAAUGUGGUUUUCCCUACGGCUUGGAUGGAUGUUCUUCCAUUAUUUGCUUCUGUUGAAUUCCACCAGGCAUGGGCGAUGGGUAUGGGAGUGAACUUCCUCACAGCUAACUUACACAAAACCAGUUUUCAUAUGUAUGGGAGUGGAAUAUUCACCCCACAAGGAGCCGUUGUCUACACACAUAACACAACCACCGAACAAGGGAGACUUUUGGUGGCCCAGGUUCCAAUACUGAGAAAUGCGCCUACAAAAACUGCUCCAUAUUCAAAUAGGCCGUUGCCAACUGAAAAAGAUGGCCAAACUACCAUCAGAUUUCAAGCAGAGCUCUUCGCGGACUCAUUUGAUUUUGUCACACUUUCUCGGCCAAAUGACAGCUUAACAAUUUGCCAAAAGGCCGUCUGCUGCCACUUGAAUUACAGUUUCGAUGAAUCGCCAGCUGACAGCUUAUAUGCUCUUGGCGCUUUUGACGGCCUGCACACCCAUGAAGGACACUAUUACCUACAGAUAUGCACGCUGCUCUCCUGUGCCAAUUCAUCCACCAGUUCCUGCGGCCAACCAACUACCAAUGCAAAGUCGCGUUUUGGCAAUUUGUCACUUGGUGGCGUUUUCAACACAAAAUAUAUUUUCCCGGAAUUCUUGACAACCGAUGGAUCAAGUCUUGAUCUUGCUAAUGGACAAUGGGUUUUUGAGGAUGAUGUCACGGGGGUUUUAAUUGUGGAUUUCUUCCCUUUUAUUUAUGACGCGUUAUCGUCCUUCGGGAUCCGUGACACGGGGGUAUAUGCGAUAGGAAAAGAACAACAAAGUCCUGAUCUUUCUUUAAUCCAGGCGAGCGGGUUUUAUUGGAUCAUGGAUGAGAGGUACAACUGA
Molecule: messenger RNA, 1575 nt
Organism: Lingula anatina
Lineage: Eukaryota; Metazoa; Brachiopoda; Lingulata; Lingulida; Lingulidae
Product: pantetheinase-like
Source: RefSeq, a predicted model, not a curated record